AUGCUGGGUGGGCAAAACCAAGCCCUCUGCCAUCCUCCGGUUCCGAAGAGAAGGCCAAUGCUGGUUGGGCCAAACCAAGCUCUGCAAAAAUUCUGGUCCGAGAAGGAAGCCAAAUGCUGGUGGGCCCAAACCAAAGAAAAUCCGCAAAAGAUCUGGUCAGUUAGGAAGGAAGGCCCAAUGCUGGUGGGCCAACCAAGCCUAGCCAAUCCUGGCCUGAAAAGAAAGCCCAUUGCUGGUGGGCCAAACCAAAAGCUGAGAAAAACUCCUGCCCUUGAAAAGAAGCCCAAAAAUGGCUGGUGGGCCCAAAACCAAGCUCAGCAACAAAAUCCUGCCUGGAAAAGAAGCCCCGCACCAAAUGCUGGUGCCCAAACCAAGGUCCAAAGAAAAUCCGGCCUGGUGAAAAGAGAAAAAGGCCAAUGCUGCCCAAACCAAGCCAAGCAAAAUCCAUGGUCCGAAGAGGAAGAGGAAGCCCAAUUGCAAAGGUGCAAAACCCAAGCCCAGCCAAAAUCCUGGGUCCAAAGAGAAGGCAUUGGCAAAGGUGGGCCAACAAAGCUCUGCAAAAUCCCUGGUCCGAAAGAAAAGGAAAAGGCCCUCAAAUUUCUUGGGUGGGCCAAACCAAGAUCAGCAAAAUCCUGCCCGAGAAAAAGGAAGGCCAAGCUGGUGGGGCCAAACCAAGCUCAAGGCAAAAUCCUGGCCGGAAGAGAAGGCCCAAUGUGGAAAGCCCACAAUUCCGCUGGUGGGAAGGCCAAACCAAAAGCCUCCAAAAGCCCAAAAUCUGGCCUGAAAAAAGGAAAAGAAAGCCCAUUGCUGGUGGGCCAAAACCAAGCUCAGGGAAAAACCAUCCCUGGCUGGGGAAAAAGAGAAAGGGCCCAACCCAAGCUUGGGUGGGCCAAAAACCAAGCCCUCAGCCCCAAAAAAUCGUGGGUCCGAAGAGAAGGGCCCAAGCUGGUGGGCCAAAACCAAGCUCAAAGGCCAAAAUUCCGGUCCAAAGAAAAGAAAAAGGCCCAAUGUAAAGGUGGGCCAAAACCAAGGCCUCCCUGGCCAAACAAUCCUGGUCCCGAAGGGAAAGAAGGCCCACCCAAUGCUGGUGGGCCAAAACCAAAGCUCAGCCAAAAUCCUGGGCGAAGAAAAGGAAGGCCCAAAAUUGCUGGUGGGCCAAAAAACCAAGCUCAAAAGGCCAAAAACCUGGCCCGAAAGAAAAGGACCCAAGGCCCAAGCUGGAGAAGGCCCAAAUGCUUGGAAAAUGGCCAAACCCAAAGCAACCAACCAAAUCCUGGCCAAAAGAAGAGAAAGGCCCAAGGCCUUGGUGGGCCAAACCAAACUCCAAAAAAUCCUGGAACCCCUGAAAGAAAAGAAGGGCCCAAAAUUGCUGGGGGGCCCAAAACCAAGCUAGCAACCCAAUCCGGAAACCUGGAAAAGAAAGCCCAAUUGUGGUGGGGCCAAAACCAAGCUCAGAAAAAUCCUUGGCCCUAA
Macrobrachium nipponense is the source of this 1473-nucleotide messenger RNA. Its product is annotated as basic salivary proline-rich protein 2-like. The record is from RefSeq and is a predicted model, not a curated record. The coding region runs from base 1 to 1473 and encodes 490 amino acids. Lineage: Eukaryota; Metazoa; Arthropoda; Malacostraca; Decapoda; Palaemonidae. The transcript is spliced from 3 exons.